Messenger RNA from Moneuplotes crassus, 2299 nucleotides. Lineage: Eukaryota; Ciliophora; Spirotrichea; Euplotida; Euplotidae. The record is from the annotation of a GenBank genome assembly.
UGGCCUAGUCUCAGAUUGAGUAAUGUCCAAAAUUGAGAUAGAUAGAAUCCUUCAUCCCAAAAAGAAACUUCAGGAAUGGAUGAUCUGAAUGAUAUGAAAAGGAGUUGUCCAAGAGCCUCAGAAAUGAAACAAAUGAGAUUCAUGCAUAUGAGCCAAAUGCAUAUCUAAAUGAAUCUUAGAGAAUUCUCUAGCCGCAAAGUGAAGCCGUUGCUUGAAUCCAAAUUUCCUGCCACUUAUGGAUUUUGAAAAACUUGAGUCAUUGAGCCAGCUAAAAUUUAAAUGCUUCGUGUGCCAUUGUCACGAUGGCAAGAUACCCACCUACAUUCCUUAUGACUCAGUGAGGGUCCACGACAUGCAAUGAAAAUUCAAAUCAGCUCAGAAAGGGCCAAAUUUUCCAAAAGGAAAUCUCAAAUUUGAGGCAGAAGGCCAGUCUUCCAAUGAAGAUCUCACCAAGAACAACUCCCAUUUAGAGGAGAUAAAGCCUCUUGACAGAAUUGACUUUAAAAUCCGCAGAGAUCCUACUUAUAGACUAGAAAAGUUGAAAAAGAGAGAGGAGAAAGAAGAAAAGUUCAGGGCUGAAACUACCCCAGAAAUUAAUGAAAAGAACAUCAUUGAAGAGAUAGAAUGCUUCCUCUGCAAAGAGAAAAUAGGCAUAUCUAUUUAUAAAUUUAAUCGAGCUCAAGAACAACUAGAGCCAUUAAAAGGAAAGAUAAAGCCACAUAUGGUCAGAUCUGAGAUCUUCAAAUUGCAUUCAAUGAUUGAGUGUCCUGAAAUAUACACAACUUGUCAUUUUUGUAAACUCAAAUCCCGAAGAAAACAUAUUGAAGAGCAUUUCCAGACUACCUGAGCUGAGAAAAUUGUUAAAUGUCAUAAUUGUGGUGCUGACUUCAAGGAAAAGAGUAAUCUGUUCAAGAACCAUAAUUGUGACGAUAAGUCUAAAGAACUCGAAUUCAAGAGCUUGAUACAGAAGACCCUUGCCCUGAAGGUCCAAGUUGAUGAGAUCUCUGCUGAAAUCAAGAAGAUCAGGACUGACAAGAAAAAGACUAAGCUUUCUCUCCAACAAAAGAAAGAACAGAUUGCUAUCCUUGAGAAAUAUAUGAUUGAUAACAAGAAGGCACUGACUGACGAUGAAGGUGACGAAUCUUCCAUGGAAUACAGAGAAGCAUUCAUCUAUAAGAAAGAGCACUUUUGUAGCAUCACCUGAUACUGAGUCUGUGCUAAAGGCACAGAUCAAUUCAUUACAUGAGACGAAAAAUGUAUGAUAAAACUAUGGAAUAUUGAGAAUAAGAAGCCUUGUGGAGAGAUUGACGCUCUUAAAAUGAUGAGCACCUUAUAUCCAUUAUACUUACCAAAUGAUUCUCCUGAAGAAGCUGAAGAGGCUCAACAUCAGUAUAAAAUUUCAGCAAUUCAGCAAUGCAAAAGCACUACCUUAUGCAUCCUAAUGACUGUAUUUAGGGGCGAGAAUGAAGAAGAUGGCUUUAUUAGAGACAUAUUUCUCUGUAUUCAACCUGAUUACGGAUAUGGUGAGACUACCCUUAAUUUCAACAGAAUUCCUUUGUUCAACGACGUCAGAGAUUUCAUCCAGAACGAGGACAAAGUUAGAAGGAUGAUUCAGCUGAGCACAUCUUCUCAUACGGGAAAGGUCACCAAAAUGAUAGAUCUUAAAUGACAAUCUAGUGAUUUCAUACUUACAUGUGAUGACCAGAAAACAUUAAUUGCAUGGGAAGUAGCGCAGGCUAAAUUCAAUUAUCUCGAAAGAUUCUCCGAAGGUCUUGGAGAUUUUGAAGACAUCAUCGAAUUCAGAAGAAAGUCAUCCAGCUUUUAUGGGUGAGUAGCUCUAGCCUUCGCUGACAAAAGAAUAGCAAUUCUCGAGAUAAAGUUUAAGAAAUCCAAAAAAGAUGCCUCAAAGGUAAAAGUUGUCCCAUUUCUCAAGAAGCUAAUAAAUAUGAUAAAUCCUCCAAAAUCUCUGAUAGAAGUAGGAAAUAAUCAGCUUGUGAUUGUAUCGAUAGAGUUUUUGUACUACUAUGACCAGAAAGAAGAGAAAUGCUUGCAGCCUACAUCUCCCUCUGUGCAUUUAUUCCAAGCUGCAUGUCAGGUUUCUGAUCAUAGUAAUGAAGGAGUAGUGACUGUUGAAGGAUCUAAAUUACUAAAACUAUGGGAUAGGAACAAAUCUUACGAAAAGAAAGUGCAUUAUAAGUCAUCAGAUAAGAUUAUUUGGCUUGCAAAAAUUCCUGGAAGAAGAGCCAUAGUUGCCUGUAACAAGAACAGCAGCCUGCGUUUAUUAGUAGCUUACAAGUAG